AUGUCUUCGAAAAGUGAAAAAGAUCGAGCCAAACAGAUUCAAGAUCGAUGUCAAAAUAUAUUGAUUCAAUUACUAAAAGAUGAGGACAAUAAAUACUGUGUUGACUGUGACGCCAAGGGUCCUCGAUGGGCGUCAUGGAACCUCGGUAUAUUCCUGUGCAUCCGCUGUGCGGGUAUCCACCGGAACCUGGGGGUGCACAUCUCUAAAGUAAAGAGUGUCAACCUCGACUCCUGGACCGCUGAGCAAGUUGUAUAUCUCCAACAAAUGGGCAACUCGCGCGCCCGAGCAGUAUACGAAGCAAAUCUACCGGAUUCUUUUCGAAGGCCGCAAAAUGAUUCGUCACUGGAAGCCUUCAUCAGAGCCAAGUAUGAACAGAAAAAAUACAUAGCCAAGGAGUGGGUACCGCCCACUAUGCCUAAAGUUAACUGGGAUAAAGAGAUAGAUGAGGAGAUAGAGAAACAAAAACGUAAAAAAAGAGCCACAACAUCAGGUUUGGGACCAUUACCAGCGCCGUCUGGUGACAAGAAAUACAAUAAAUCUGAUGUAAUACCCAGCAUUCCGAAGCCUAAAUCGUCAGUGAGCCCUAAAUUGGGCAGGAACACCCCAACGAGUCAAGCAGACACUAGCAAAACAUCUAAUGGCUCGGCCGAUCUUCUAGGACUUGAUACCACCAAACCUGAACCAAAACCGUCAACAAACGAUGACAUAUUCUCUAGUUUCUUCUCAGCACCAGAAAAACCAGCAGAACCAAAACUAGAAGAAAUCAAAUCUGAUCUAAAAACUGAAGAAGAGAACUUCUUCAAGCAACCCGCUCCAACGGAGAAGGAAAAGUCCAAAUUAACAAAAGACAGUAUUCUAGCCCUAUACAGUCAAACACCGAGUAACACAUUAGCGAGUCAAUUUAAUCCAGUUCAGCCAAUACAACCAGCAUACCCGCAUGCAUUCGGAACUUAUCAGCCGUACAACAAUAUGCCAAUGCAGAACGGAAUGCAAUCUUUCAACCAAUUUCAAUCUAUGCCCAAUCAGUUUCAAGCGUUUCCAAGUCAAAUGCCCCAACAACAAAACCAGCCGUUUCAACAGAAUCAAUUCUUCAAUCAACCACAAACAAACUUGCCUCAACAGUUCAGCGGGCUGAAUCUAGGGCAGUUUCCAAACGCAUUCCCACAAAAACCCAAUGUGGCAAGCAAUACGACCUGGCAA
This is a messenger RNA of Brenthis ino (lesser marbled fritillary), 1200 nucleotides long. Lineage: Eukaryota; Metazoa; Arthropoda; Insecta; Lepidoptera; Nymphalidae. The record is from the annotation of a GenBank genome assembly.